Messenger RNA from Pestalotiopsis fici W106-1, 1338 nucleotides. RefSeq lists its product as uncharacterized. Bases 1 to 1338 code for a protein of 445 amino acids. Lineage: Eukaryota; Fungi; Ascomycota; Sordariomycetes; Amphisphaeriales; Sporocadaceae. The transcript has 2 exons. The record is from RefSeq and is a predicted model, not a curated record. Gene Ontology annotation, molecular function: FMN binding; riboflavin reductase (NADPH) activity.
AUGAAGAGCCUUCAUUUCCUUUCAAGAGCAUCACGCAUCUCGUUCAGUCAACAUGCAGUCCUCCGCCCUGACAUAGCUGGUGUCAGCAGUACCUGCAGGAUAUCUACUCCAAGGAAACCAUAUAGCACCGACCAACUGGAAUGGACAUCUGAACGAAUCCGGGAUGAAUGGCACAAGCAGGCAGACACUGCAGAGGCCUCUGCUACGACAAGCGCAACGCUUGAGUCGAUAGAAAGCUCCGAGGCUUCUACGGACCAUCCUCUAAAUCCAUUAGAAAAUGCCUCUAAGAGCCAACUACGAAAAGAUCGUUUUCGUCAUUUAAAUCCAACAUCCGACGAAGAGAAGGCUGAUAUAAGAGCCCACCCAACCACGUUUCGAAGGUUGAUGCGGCAUGUGACUCAACCCGUGGUGGUUGUUUCCAGCUUGGCAAUACCUGGACAAGGGCAUGAUCCAUGGCGCGCUUCCCGUGCGAGGGAAGACUUUCUCGAAAACCCCUUCGAGAACCCCUACGAGAUGGAAGAAGACGGAGACGGUUCUAAGCCAGUACCGCGCGCCAUGACGGUCGGAUCAUUCACUUCGCUGAAUGUCAGACCCGUACCACGCAUCAUGUUCAAUGUCAAUCGGCCAAGCAAAACGUACGAUGCGAUCAAAACAAGUCACCGCUUCAAUGUCCAUAUUCUCGCAGAUAAUAAAGAAGGUGCACUUCUCGCGGAGCACUACUCAAAAGGUCACUCCAGAAUAGAUUUUGUUCCGGAUGAUAAUAAUUAUCCGGAACUGUUGAGUAGAGUAACUUCGGACUUUGCCCGAAAAGCCAUCUUGAAAGACGGCUUGGGGCUCGCAGUCGAAGGCUCCGACAAACUAGGUGGUUUAUUUGUCCACGGUGCCCGCAGAUGGACGAGGGAGUGGGAGAACUGGCAGAAAAAGAAGUUCGAGUCCGAGCAUACUUGGACCCCAUUUACCAGGGAAGCAAUGCCCAGACUUGAAAGCGACGGCAUCCUUUACACCUUGCGCUGCGUGGUUCGCAGAUGGACUAAAGGCGGCUCGGCGCGGCAAUUCCGCUCCGGGCUGCUCGAGCUGGACGCGGCCACUGCUCUCGUCAUUGGAAACGUACAGGAGGUUAUCUAUGGUAGCCUCAAAGAUGAGGACGAGCCAGAAAUGAAACCUGCGUUGUCUUAUUCAUUUCAACAGUACAUUCAACGAGGUGACCCAGUCAACUUAUCGGAAAGCCAUAAGACAGAGAAGGUCUACGGAAACACCCUAAAAGCCGAGAAGGAAAACAAGCCAGAGACUAAAGACGACAUUCCAAAAAUGCAACGGCCUCAAAUGUACCUGGAGUAA